CCGCUUCAUGAAUGGAGCCCACGUGACCAAACAUCAUGUGACGUCUGUGGAGCGGCGGCGGCGGCGGCGGCGGCGGCGGAUCCCCAGCCUGGUCCGGCCCAGCCUUCCCAGCGAGCUUGGCCCGGCCCGCGCAGGCGGCGAGCCCCCAUCCCGGGCGCGGAGCCCCGCGCGGUCCCUCCCCGCGCAGCCUCGGAGCGCUCGCCGCCCCCCGCCCCGGCCUCGGCCCGCCCGGCCCGCAGUGUGGUGGAGUGCCUGCUUGCUGUGCCCCCGGGUUAUGACGACCCCCAAUAAAGGAAGCAAGGCCUUGAAGGUGAAGCGGGAGCCUGGCGAGAAUGGCACCAGCCUGACGGACGAGGAGCUGGUGACCAUGUCGGUGCGGGAGCUGAACCAGCACCUGCGGGGCCUGUCCAAGGAGGAGAUCGUGCAGCUGAAGCAGCGCCGGCGCACACUCAAGAACCGCGGCUACGCCGCCAGCUGCCGCGUGAAGCGGGUGACGCAGAAGGAGGAGCUGGAGAAGCAGAAGGCGGAGCUGCAGCAGGAGGUGGAGAAGCUGGCCUCGGAGAACGCCAGCAUGAAGCUGGAGCUCGACGCGCUGCGCUCCAAGUACGAGGCCCUGCAGACCUUCGCCAGGACCGUGGCCCGCGGCCCCGUGGCGCCUGCUCGGGGCCCCCUGGCCGCCAGCCUGGGGCCCCUGGUCCCUGGCAAAGUGGCCGCCACCAGCGUCAUCACAAUAGUAAAGUCCAAGACGGACGCCCGGUCGUAGGGACGCACGCUGGCCCAGGCGGGUCUGGGAGGGGCCGUUAGGCACGCGGCGCAUCCGGCAGCCCUGUCCCCUUCCUCCUCCUCUCCCUGUCCUUCCUCCUCUCCCCUGCGAAGCACAACCUGCACCCCAGGGGCGCCGGGCUGAGCCCUUGAUCUCGUCGUCGUUGUCAUCGUGUGUUUUGUACGUUGGGAUUGGUCAGUUCAGCGGUGACUGGGGUCGCUCGCCCCUGCCCCCUUUGUCCCAAGGCCACAUGGCCUGGAACCCAGAGGUGGCCCUUGGGGAACAGAGAGAAGGAGCGAGCGAGCUGUGGGACUCGCGUGUCCCUGAGCAGGGAGGGCUCCAGGGCAGGGGCUGCUCGCUGUCCUGAGUGGCCUCCAGGCCCUGAAGGCUGCCGGGCUGGCAGGGGGCUGGGCAGUUCACUCACAGAUGGACUCUGCUCCUCGGAGCAGGGUGUCCUGAGGGCCCUGGACAGGCGGGCCACCAGCCUGGGUGCCGGGCAUGGGGCGCCGUGUGGCCGUGGGCCAGGGGCCUGGGCACGCUUGCCUGGCGCCUUGCACUGAACAAGACCAAAUCACUGGUUGUGAGCGUACGUGAGGGUGUGUCCAGUGUCCUGCGAUGGUCCGUGUCACUGUUUACAUGACCUAUUUGUGUGGUUACUAGCCCUUUAUUUAAAAGAGAGAAGUUCCUUUUACGAAGUUAUUAAAUUAUAUGUUUAAAAGCUAAAGGAAAAAAAAAAAGAGCUGCAGAGUAUUUAUAAAACUGUCUUUUUACAAAAAAAUAAGAAAAAAAACAAAGCAAGAACAUUUGACCCUAUAAAUGGAAAAGGGAAGAAAGUAUAAUAGAAACUUUGCUAGUUUAAAAAAAGAAAAAAAAAAAGCCCUUUCUUGUAAACUUACAGACAAGUCUUUGUGGCUGUUGAAGUUUAGUUUUUAUAUACACAGAGUUAUCAGAUGUUAUUUAUAAAACUUAGUUUAAAAAAGAAAAAAAAAAAAAAAGCCAAGCCGCGAGCGACCACAGGCGCGUCCCGACGUCCUCCUUGCUGACUUGCAGUUGUACCGAAAGUGACUUAUCCCCCCUCCGCUUCCGGCCGGGGCGCGUCGUCCGUGCCUGGUGAGGUCUUGUGCAGCGUCUGUGCUGGUGCUUCUGGUGACCUUUGACCUGUGGGUGUCACUUGUGUCUGUUUUCCUGUGUUUGUUUUUGGAUUUGGUUGUCUUUUGCUUCUGCUGGCUUGCUGGGCGGGGGCUGGGGUGCCGGGCGGGACCUGCUCCAGCAGUUUGGGAGGGUCUGUGCCCACCAGCCCGGCUUCCCCAGCCCCCCCCGCCCGCCCGCCCCAGGCUUCCAGGGGGUCCCACCCCUGCUGCCCUCGCUCUCGCAUGUGUGCGUCAGGUUUGGGCUGGUCCAGCCACGGGGCAGGUGAAACGGAGUUAUCCCCGGGGCCCCCCACGCUGCUUCCCUGCCCCCACCCUGGCCCUGGGUGGGGUUUUGCAGACCAAGGCAUCAGGGUCGGUGCCCACGUGGCCACGGCCACGCUGCCUGUCCCCCGCCGUCUUCCUUCUGGUGUCCAGUCAGCCUGCUCGGCUCCGGCCGCUGACCCCAGCUUGUUCCUCUAGGCUGCCCACAGGCCUCGGCUGGGGCAACCCAGGGCCCCCCUUUUCCUAGAACUGUGUGUGCUGCGGGGCGGUGCUUCCUAGGCAGGCCCAGGUGGUUUGGGGGCCCACCUGGGGUGGCUCCUGCCUGCCUGCGGGCCUGGGGGUCUCCACAGUGUCAGACAAGGGCUAGCCUCCAGGGCCAGGGCUGCCCCUCCUCUCCCCUGAACAUGCUGGCAGCUCGGCCUCGGCCGUCUUCCGCCUCCUUCGGGAUCUGUGUCUUCCAGGGAUCCGAUGAUCGGCUGCGGAGGUCCCUCUCGGGCUGAGCCCCUCCCCCUCCCCCUCCCGGCCGCUGGGGGAGGCAGCGGCCUCCCAGGUUUGGCUGGGAGAGCUCCUUGUGGCCCGUGACGGGGGCUCCCCCAAGAGGCUCGCGCCGUCUCUGGGCCUUGGCCUGUUAUUGGGGUUGCUGUUGGCUGCUUGGGGGCCCUGAAUCCCUGAAAAGCACAGACGUGCAGCCUGGCAGGGCCUCACCUGGUGGGCAGGAGGUUCUCAUCCCGCGUGCCUGUGGGAUGGGAGCAGGGGGUGCUGGCGGCUCCUGCCCUCCCGAUGGGCUGCUCCGCGUCCUGGCUGCUCAGAGGCGGUCCUGGCUGUGCCGGGUCAGCCUGCCGUGGAGGUUUUGACUGUUGACGCCAGGUGGCUUAGUGGCCUCCUCUCCAGGCUGCCUCUGACGGGUAGGACCCAGGCGACAGGUGGUGGUGGCGGUGGUGGCGGUGGCGGCAGCGUGUUGGAAUCGCAUGGUAACAGUCAGUCCCUAGAGAGAGGUCCUGCCCAUCCUGGGGUGGGAGGGACAGCAUCCAUGUCCAUGGGCAGCUCCCACUGAUGUCCUGCCCGGAGCCGGUCCGACUCUGUGCACAUCUGCCGGGCCGUGGACUGGAGGGCGGAGGGCGGAGGUGCCUGAGGAAGGUGAGAGGAGGGGGGUUGAGAGUGGGUGGUGCUGAGCAGAAAUUGCAGGUCAUGGUUUGGUUUACAGAAGCUUCUGGAGUUGGCGAGGCCAUGUCCCGGCAGGGUUUUGGGCUGGAAGCAGCUGCCCCUGGGUCUGGGGGAGCAUCCAGCCUGCGGGGCCCUCCACCCUCCCCUUCACCUCGGUCUCUUCACAGUAGGCUCUGUGUCCGCCUGUGACUGGUGUGUCUCUGGUCCUUGGUUAGAUUUUCCCGCUGUGAGUGUGUUGUGUUCCCUCUUUCUCUCCACUUUUCUGACACAGUGAAUCGAGGGCUUUGGCCAGAGCCAAGAAUCCCAAACGUGUCCACUAAGUAAACCAGGCUGUGCCCCCCUCCCACCCUGCCCUCACCCGACUCCUCCCUCACCCCAACACGGACUCAGAUUUCAGAGCAGAACCUGUGGGCAUGGUCAGCUCCUGCCCGGAGCCCAGCCCCAAGGAGACCCCCGGGCCUGGCUGCUGCUGCUGGCACUGCCCUUUGUACCGGUGGGAAGACACGGCUGCUCCUGCGGCAGCUACGAGUGGGCUGGCUCCUGGCGGGGCGGCCGCAGCCUCCGUGGUCAGUGCCCAGCCCGCAGCCCGGGCCGCCGUAGCUCCAGGCCCGGAGGUCCAGCCCGUCCGGUCCGGUCUCGGGGGCCUCCAGCUGCGAGGUGGCUGGUUGGUCAGAGCUCCCUCCACAGCUGGGAAGCCUGAGCCACAACCUACAGCACCAUUUCCGCCCCGGGACCCUGGAAGUUACUUUUUUAGGCUGUGGUUUAGUGAAAGGAACCAACACAUUAACGAUUUUUUCCCCUCAGAAGCCACUGAAUAAUUCUUUUUGGCGCGUUUUUGCCUUCCUGUUGGCCGCCUGGUUCGGGAACAGAUGGGCAGAUGGCCUGGCCCGGGUCCUGGGCCCGUGCUGCCCCCGCCCCGCCCCGGAGCAGCGGCCUCGGCCCAGCCCCUCCCGCCCACCCCUCGCCCUGCGAGUCCCCGAAGCCUUUAACCAAACGGGAGCGCGUGCAGCGCCGCCUCCUGGAUCUUAGGGCCACAGGACAAGGGCUGCCCGGUGGGCCCCGCUCUCCCGGCGCCGAAAGGGCGGGUCCUGGGUCACCGCGGCCGCCCGGGAGGCUGCGGCGGGAGGGUGCCGCCGGGAGGGGUGCGGGGCCUGGGCGCCCCGCCCCGCGCAGUAUUUAUUGCUAAGUUAUUGUCCGGGCGGCGCGGCCGGGCCCAGGUAUUUAUUGCUGUACAUAGUGUAUGUUUGUGACAUAUAAGGUUUUCUUUAUUUUGUAUAUGAUCAAUAAACACCUUUUAAAAAGA
Molecule: messenger RNA, 4642 nt
Organism: Myotis daubentonii (Daubenton's bat)
Lineage: Eukaryota; Metazoa; Chordata; Mammalia; Chiroptera; Vespertilionidae
Gene: MAFG
Product: MAF bZIP transcription factor G
Biological process (GO): regulation of transcription by RNA polymerase II; regulation of epidermal cell differentiation
Cellular component (GO): nucleus
Molecular function (GO): DNA-binding transcription factor activity, RNA polymerase II-specific; RNA polymerase II cis-regulatory region sequence-specific DNA binding
Source: RefSeq, a predicted model, not a curated record